AUGGCUGACACGAUCACCGAGAACGCGGCUAGCAUCGGUUACAAAUACGCGGAACAUUACUACGCGGUAUUGCGUAUGCUACCGGAAUGCAUAGAUCAGUUUUACGAUGACUUUGGCGAGUAUCAGACGGUAUUCGAAAACGGAACCGUCGUUUGGGCCAGAACCCGGGUGGAAGCGAAAAAAGCUUUGUUGCGACCAAAAUCCGACUCAAGGUUAAUCGUUAACUCGAUUAUAACGGUACCGUGUGGAGGAUCGCUGGACCGCUUGAUGGUCACCGUGAACGGAGAGUCGUUCACGCAAGUUUUCAUCGUGGAGUACCGUCCAGAACGGCCGCUCACAUAUAUCAUUGUGUCGUCUGUGACUCGACACUUCUCCGCCGGACCAGUCAACGACCGGCAGAAUCUAGAGACGAGGUUCAUAGCAGGUGACUGUGCUGCCAACACAGGAUUGCCAAUGGCGGGAGUAAAAACGAAGGGACAAGUAUACCAUGCGCUUAAUUUAGUAACGUACUACGAAACUCUUUCCGAUAACGACCCCGAGAACAAACAAUCCGAUAUCGCCGUCAAAAUCUUACAACACAUAUUGCCCGGUAUACCUCCUCUAGAUAACCAAAUCUCCCAAAAACCCUUCCCUAUAAAUAACGCUACCAACAACCUGUCACACAGAAUUUUAAACCAUAUACUUCUCCANACGUACUACGAAACUCUUUCCGAUAACGACCCCGAGAACAAACAAUCCGAUUUCGCCGCAAAAAUCUUAAAACACAUAUUGCCCGGUAUACCUCCUCUAGAUAACCAAAUCUCCCAAAAACCCUUCCCUAAUAAUAACGCUACCAACAACCUAUCACACAGAAUUUUAAACCAUAUAAUACUACAUAUACCUCCUCCUGAAAUCGAACCCUCUUCUCUGAAUAUCGCUACCGGCAUGGUACAACCCAUUUUGGCCGAAAAUAUCUUACAACUUGAUAUCGUAAAACCUGUACCCAAUCUCACUGAAGUUUCAACAUAUCAAGAACCCCUUUCCGAUUACAAACCCGGGAACACAGAAUCCGACAUGGCCGUUAAAAUCUUAAAACACAUAAUGCUUCAUGUACCACCUCCAGAUAUCCGAACAUCAAAAGAACUCUUCUAUACGAAUAACGCUACCGGUAGUUUACAGCCCACUUUGGCUGAAAAUAACCUACAACUUGAAUCCAUAAAGUCUGUAACCAAUCCCACCGAAGUUUCAACACUCAACAAACCCCUUUUAGAUACCGUCCCUGAGAACACACAAUCCGACAUGGCCUUAAAAAUCUUACAACACAUACUGCUCCAUGUACCACCUCCAGUUAUCGGAACCUCAAAAGAACCCUUCUAUACGACUAACGCUACCAGUACGUUACAACCCACUUUGGCCAAAAAUAACCUACAUCUUGAAAAUGUAAAACCUGUACCAUAUCCUACUGAAGUUUCAACAUUUCUCGAAUCCCUUCCCGAUACCAAUCCCGAGAACAUACAAUUCCACAUGGCCGUCAAAAUCUUAAAACACAUAAUGCUCCAUGUUCUUCCUCCAAAUAUCCGAACCUCUUAA
Cinara cedri is the source of this 1569-nucleotide messenger RNA. The record is from the annotation of a GenBank genome assembly. NCBI's taxonomy places the organism in Eukaryota, Metazoa, Arthropoda, Insecta, Hemiptera, Aphididae.